Vicia faba (fava bean) is the source of this 426-nucleotide messenger RNA. The record is from the annotation of a GenBank genome assembly. Lineage: Eukaryota; Viridiplantae; Streptophyta; Magnoliopsida; Fabales; Fabaceae.
AUGGAGCACUUCACGGUUUCUUUUAAAUGCUCUAGGGGUGUCAGACAAGGGGACCCCCUUUCCCCGCUCCUUUUCUGUCCUGCAGAAGAUAUGCUCAACAGACUUAUUAGCAGCAUGGUCACUUCCGGUUUGCUUGCUUUGAUCAAAGGCCCUAGAAAUGUUCAAGUUCUUGCUCAUAUUUUAUACGCGAAUGAUGUGAUUAUCUUUUGCAAAGAGAGUAUUGCCAAUAUUAAAACUCUAGUUUUGGUUUUCAGAUCUUAUGCGGUUGCAUCUGGUCAAGUUGUAAACUGUAGUAAAUAUUUUAUUUAUGGAGGGGCUACGACAGCAGCUCGUCUCAACAUUCUCAGAUUUAUCUGGUUUCAAUAUUGGUCUCUCUUCCUUCAUGUACCUCAGAGUCUCUAUUUUCAAAGAAAAGCCUAUAACUAA